AUGAUCAAAGAGGCAUUCCAGAUAUAUGGAAAGGUGGUCGAUAUAUACAUUGGUGAAGUCACGCGAAGAAGUUUGCUCCCCCACAAUAUCCUCCUAAGCAGGUUAAGUUGCAGCAUAUGUUGUGGCCAGGGAUUUGCAGAAGCAGUCACCGGAAAGAUAAAUGGUAACAUUAUGACUAAUCCACACCCAACUAUUACCUUAAAGCCCAUUGAAAUAGUUUCCAAGUGGGAAGAACGAGUACUGGUGGGUGAAGUAUGCAGUGCUCAACAUAUAGCAAACAUCCCUACAAUCAUGGAAAGAGAUAGUAAUUAUAGCGGGAAAGUGUACUACAUAGGAGGUUUGAAAAUAAUUAUUGUUUUCAUCAACCAGAAAGAGGCGGAUAUGUUUUAUCAGGACGAUUCAAAUUGGAACAGAUGGUUUAAAUGGUUAAAAAAGGGUUUCAAUGAUGACCAUGGAGCAACAAGACUUGCAUGGGUGAGAAUACAUGGAGUUCCUGUAAGAUUUCGGUCUGAAGAGAACUAUACGAAGAUUGCUGAGAACUUUGGGAAACCAAUAGAAACAUUUGGUGGCAAUUGGAAAUUUUUUUGA
Molecule: messenger RNA, 588 nt
Organism: Lactuca saligna
Lineage: Eukaryota; Viridiplantae; Streptophyta; Magnoliopsida; Asterales; Asteraceae
Source: the annotation of a GenBank genome assembly